Molecule: messenger RNA, 9580 nt
Organism: Nerophis lumbriciformis (worm pipefish)
Lineage: Eukaryota; Metazoa; Chordata; Actinopteri; Syngnathiformes; Syngnathidae
Source: RefSeq, a predicted model, not a curated record
GCCUGUCAAUCAUGGAGUUAGCCCCACCCCCAGUCACCGCCGCACGUUUCCACCAAAGAACGCAAUUGUUGUGGCCAUUCUAGGCAGUAUACGCCAAGUCGGGUCGCGGGGGCAGCAGCCUAAGCAGGGAAGCCUAGACUUUCCUCUCCCCGGCCACUUCGUCCAGCUCUUCCCGGGGGGAUCCCGAGGCGUUCCCAGGCCAGCCGGGAGACAUAGUCUUCCCAACAUGUCCUGGGUCUUCCCCGUGGCCUCCUAACCUUUUGGAAAUUAUUUUCUGGAAUCCAAAAGUUGUCCACGAUGGCCUCCUGCAAAUCAGUUGGCCAGAGUCAGCUGCAGAGGAUCAUCAGAGAUUUACAUGAUGCCGUGCUACAGUUGAGUCAAGAACACAAUGAGUAUUCGGAACCUGUAACCGACAACAGCGCCAACCUGCGCAAGUUCUUCUGCAAGCUCGAGUACCUGCUGCAGUUUGACCUGAAGGAGAAGACAACCUUUCUCGGACAGAGAAAAGACUACUGGGAUUACUUCUGCGACUGCCUGAUUAAGAUCAAGGGUGCUAAUGAUGGCAUCCGUUUUGUAAAGUCCAUCCCCGAGUUAAAAACCUCUCUAGGUAAAGGAAGGGCCUUUAUCCGCUACUCGCUUGUUCACCAGCGUCUUGCGGACACGUUGCAGCAGUGUCUCAUUAAUCAGAAAGUCACAAGCAACUGGUAUUAUGCUCGGAGUCCAUUCCUGGACCCCCGCAUCACCUCGGACAUCAUAAACCACCUGUACGAACUCAACCAGAUCCAAUUUGACUUGGCAGCCCAAGGUUACGGUCUCGACGUUGACUGGCCGGCCUUUGUCAGACGGACAUUAGGGACUGGCUCAUCAUUCCUGUGGAGGCCUCCUAGUCGUUGCUCCAGUGUCAACAGUCUGGUCAGCAGCUAUUCCCAGAUCCAGGAUAAGGAGGUCCCAAUCCCAGACUUGAGUCACUUAACUGAUCUUGGAGGCCAGGGAGAAGCCUCACCCUGCGGAAUUGCAGAGAAUCUCCCCUUUGACCUCGCUCAAUCCGAGCUAAGGCAGCACAAGCAUCUGGCACGGGUGGAGGAACUGAACAAAGAGGCGGCACAGCUGAAAGAUGUCGUGAAGAAGCUUCAGGGCCAGUUGGUAGAAGCUCAGAAGACCACGGGCCCCCCGCCUACUACAAAGAUGGAUGUCAGUAAUCACUAUCAGACAUGUUGGGAAGGUAAAAACAAUGAGCUUCAGAAUAGAUUGACAGCCACUGAGAACAAAAACAUGGAGCUUCGGUCAAAGCUGGAUGAGGCUCUUAAAGAAAAGAAAAGCUAUUGCGACUCUGCCUGGAAGAUCCAGGAACUUGUGGAGAAACUGAAGAUGGUGGAGGAAGAGAAGCUGGAGGCCAAGAGGGAGGCAGAUGACAGAGCCAGGCAUUUAGAGCGUAUGUCUCAGGAGCUGAAAAUAAAGGAAGAAGAGUUUAGGACCAGCACAGAGAAGCUAGCCAAUGUCAAAUCCAGGGCCCAGGAUGAAGGCGAGGACACCCUCAAGCGUCUGGAGGAGCUCCAGGGUGCCGUCAGUCGCAUUCAGGGGGCUUUGUCGCUGAAAGAGAAAGAGAGCGGAAACUUGAGAGCGCAACUUCAGCACCUGCAGGCCUCGCUAGAGUGCAGAGAACGACAAGCGGAGGACCUGCGGAGGAGGCUGCAGGAGGAGCGUGACGAGAUUGAGCGGAGAUGCAGCGCCCGAGAUAGCCAGAAUGAAACUCUGGAGGUUCAAGUGCUGGAUCUGCAAAAAAGCCUUAAAAACAGAGAGCGAGAGCUUGCUGUCAGCUCAGAGAGGAUCAAGCACUUGGAAGAACUUUUGGAGAAGCUGAAUGUCGAGACAGGGACUCCGAUUUCUAAAGCCGCUGAAGAUGACACAUUCGAACAGACUGGGAACCUCGAGAACUACAAAGCCCAGCACUGCGAGCUGAAUUUCACGAUACUGCAAGCCCUUAAAAAGAGCGAAGAGAGCGUCGUUGAGCUAACUCGCAGCAGGGAAGCCUUGUUAGACCAGCUCGCUGCUUUGAGGGCUUCUGAGAAGCAUCUCAAGGUAAGGUUGGAGGCUGCAGAGCUGUGCGUGAAAGAGCGUGAGAAGAAGUUUCUAGAUAAAAACUGCCAUUUGGAAGAGCUUGUAGAGAAGGCUUUUCUCGAGAAGGAGCGAUCUGACACUCAACUGAAGAACAUACAGCAGGAAAAUGGAGAGCUCAGAGAGUUUCAGUCCUCGUUGAAGAAUCAACUGGCCGAGGCUCAAGAGGAGCUAGACUUGCUUAGCGUCAAAGUGUCCAAUUUGGACGAAAACCUCACAGAGUCCCAAAAAAAACACGCGGAGCUGCUGGUAAAAAUCCAGGAACGGGAGGCACAGCUCCAAGAGCAGACGGCUCAAUGUAGUCUUCUGCAGGCUCGAGCUGAGGAGCUUGAGAGCAGGGCCUCAGAGGUGCACGAUGAAAAGGGGGCGUCUGAAAGCAAUGAGAAAAUGCCAAAGGUUCACCAGGAACAUCUGACAUCUGAGAACAAAGAAGGUCCUUUCAGGCUGGUGAUCGCUGAAGCUCAGCUGGAGCUCAACCUGAGGGAGGUGCACCGGCUCAGGGAGGACGUGGUGGAGCUCAGGGCUCAUCUGCUGUCCGGCACGGAGGAGAGAAUGAAAGCUCAGGCCCUUCAGGAAGUGACAGAGGCCUCCAGGGAGGAUCUUAGAGUCUUGACAGAACAACUCAAGGCUCAAGUGGAGGAGCUUAACAGGCGGCACGUAGAUGAAAUUCUGCGUUCUCGUGAGCGUGAGGAUGUGCUGAUCCGCGAGCGAGAUGGUGAGGCCCAGGCUCGGACCGGCCUCGCUGCAGAGGUAACGGCUUCUGGAGAGGAGCUGCACAAGCUCAAGCAGCGCUAUGACGCCAUGUGCCUGGAGAACAGUGACUCCAGGGAGGCAUUGCACCGGGCCAACACUGAAACCGCCGAGCUGGGAGUUCGCGUGUGCAUGCUCACGGCCGAAAAGGAGGAGGCCGACCUGCGCUGGGAGAGCCUCUCCAAGAGGUUGCGUGAGCUGGAAGAUGAAGCCUCAAAGGAGGACACAAGGUUGCACGCUCGCACAGAGCAGCUCCGCCUGGAAAACCAGCAGCUCCUCAGCAAGCUCCACCAAGAGAAGGGCCUGAAGCAGAAGCUGCAGGAAGAACUUUACAAGGCCCAGAAGGAGAUAGAGACGCUGCAGGAGAGAAGCCGGGAGGAGGUGGAGGCUUUCCGUGUGGAGUUGAGCAACCAGGCCUUCAGCCACAGCGGCCAACUGCAGAGUAUGAAUGAAGAGUUGAUGGAUGUGAGGUUACAGCUGAUGUCCGAGCAGGAGAAAGCAGUCGAGAUGGAGAACAAACUAAAGCGAUUAGAGGCUGAGGCGCAGAGUUCCCGCCAACACCUAGUGGAGAAAGACAUCCAGAUGGCCCAGUCGGAAAAUCUCACCCAGCAGCAAAAAGAGUUAAUCCUUCUGAAAAAUAAUUUAUCAAGAAGUGAGGAGGACCUGGAGAGGGCUCGGCGGGACUGUCUGGAGCUCAGGGACACUUUGAAAAGGCUCACAUUGGACAAAGAGAACUUUGACCUGAGGACGGCCGUCGGAGUUGAUGACCUGUACCGCACAAUGGUGGAGGAGAGGAUUGUGAAGCUCAUCAGGGAGAAGGACGAACUGUGGCAGAAGAUGGACGCCCUGGAGUUUGAGAAAAAGCUGCGAGACGAGGAGACGGAGCGGGACGUCAACUACUGCCUGAGCUGUCACACUCCCUUCGGAUGGUGGCUCCGCAAAUACUACUGCAGAUUAUGUGGCCGCCCCUUCUGCCACUAUUGCCUAGCCAGUGCAGGGGGACACCAGCAGAGCGGAGUCACAGAACGCUGCUGCAGGGACUGCUGCAAUCAGCACAGCAUAGAGGCUGAGCGCCCCCUACAGGAGGACAUCAUCACUAGCACGCCGGCCUCAGCCUUGAGCCGACUGUUGCAGCCCCUGAGAGUUGUGACCAGCCGUUCUGAAGGAGCGGACAACAAUCUUGAGGAUGGUGUGUUUGACAUCAUUACAGAAGAGGAAGUAAGUGGAGUCUAUGAUUGUGGCGGUUUUGCUACAGCCUGUACUGCUGGGCACGGACAGCUGGAGGCAGCACAACUAAGCAGCAGCACAAGGACGGUCCCAUCAGAAGACAACCACAGAGGUGGUGCUGUGCAAGAUGCUGAGAUCUGCUUGCUCAAGUCUGGAGAACUCACGUUGGCGUCUCUCUUCACGGUGGAUCACAUCUCAACAUUCGGCGACUCUCCCCGGGAGCUUUCCAUCAAGUCCAGCUGCUACAGCACCAUCCCCAUCAGCACGGGCCGCCCCGGUGCCACCGUCAGCUGGACGUUCACCUCGGAACCCAAGGGCAUCUCCUUCAGCGUGGUAUUCCGGGAGAGCGCGGAGACGCCACUGGAGCAGGCCAAGGUUCUGAUCCCGCUGACUCGCUGUAAUUCCCACAAGGAGACGAUAAAAGGGGAAAUGAAAGUCAGAAACGCUGGAGAGUACACGCUCAUCUUUGAUAACUCCUUUUCCAGGUUCAUCUCCAAGAGAGUGAUGUAUCAUUUGGCGGUAGACAAGAAGCCGGCGGCGUGCUGUGACGGUGGCAACCUCCCGUGAGAGGAAGCUUGUCAAAGAAGUGUUGAUACAGCAGUUAGUGCUGUCAACAUGUUAAGGUACAGUCAACUUGACGUAUGGCAACCUCAGGUGAGGGCACUUUAGGAACAAACAAACAUGAAAUCAAUCAUCUACGGAAAUAAAACUACCAAUUCUACUACAUCACUACACAACAAAUCAAUGUUGUUCCGGGAUUUUUAAUGUUUUAAUUUAACGUAUUUUGUAUUGAAAAAAUGCUUAACCUCAGCACAUUAACACUUAAUCACAAAAUAAAUAAGUACAAAUUAAAGCUGCAAGCAGCGUUGGUCGGGCCCGCGUAUUUGGCAGGUGCUAGUCCUAAAUGUCCCAAUACUUUUGUCCAGUGAUAGUCAUAAGUGUCCCAAUACUUUUGUCUACUUUUAGUCUGAAGUGUCCCAAGACUUUUGUCUAGUGUACCUACCUUGUCUGCAUUGUGUGGGCACGUUGGUGCUUCCUGCUUUUAAGCAGCCAUCUUAAAAAAUCAGCAGCGCAGCGGGUCUUUGAAGGGUCAUAAAAUCAAAACCGGAGCAGUUAGAAAAACGCGCUUCUGUAGUUUUAAUCACAAGGGUUCAAUCUCUCUCCUGUGUUAGUUUGAAGGCAAAACGACAAACGCGCUCAGAGGAGAUAGAUUUUGAAGGAAGGUGACCGGUUUUUACAAAAAAAUUGUUUUGAAGAGGGAAUAGCAAACUUCCUGUUGAUUUUUGCUGAGGGUUGUCAAUCUAUGAAAUGUAGGUCUAAGUGAGACCUACAUAGAGGUUUUUGUUUCAUGUCUCUCCGACUUUCCCAGUGGGAGUUACAGGCAGUUUUGUCAUUUAUUUCUUCCGAGGAGCAGUUUUUUCUGCGUUUUAUAAAAAAAUUGCGGUAGAGCACAAUUUUUAGAUUUGGGGUUAGGUUUUUUCUUUAGAUCACAGUUUUAGCCAGUCCUGAUGUGUGUGUUCAGUUUGGUGAGUUUUGAAGUAUGUUAAGGGGGUCAAAUUAGAGCUCAAAGAGGCAAAAGUGACUGUUUUUAGUACUUUUUUGUCUUGAAGUUGCCAACUUCCUGUUGAUUUUUGCCCGAGGAUGUACCAUUAUGAAAGGUAGGUGUAAGUCAGACCUACAUAGAGGUUUUUGUUUCAUGUCUCUCCGACCUUCCUAGUGGGAGUUACAGGCAGCUGAGUUUUUCUUUCUUCCUACGGGGCACUAGAGCGCAAUUUUGAGUUUUUGGGUUCGUUUUUUUUUAUUAAAAGGCAAUUUUCGCAGGUCCUGAUGUGUGGGUCAAAUAUGGUGAGUUUUGAAGCAUGUUAAGUGGGUCAAAUUACAGCUCAAAGAGGCGGCGGAAGAAAAAAGAAAGAAGAAAAAUAAUAAUAAAACCUUACAAAUUCAAUAGGUCCUUAUGUCCCAUUGCAAAAGGACUCCCGUUGGGAUUCCUUUUACAAUGGGCCAUGCGGGCCCUAAUAAUGAGAUGUUUGUUUUUUUCAUCAGGAACAAAAUAAAUAGCCAUGUCAUUACUAUUAAUCUCAUUAAGUCUAUUAUCAUUAAGGUGUGAUGGCACUAUCUGCAGGGGGAACAUUUAGUGCUGUAGCUAUGAUUCCAACAUUCACUCAAUAUUUUCCAGCAGAAAAAAUGUUUUUAGAAGACGUAGUGUUGCGAAACUGUUCAAUACUGAAGACUGUAUGCCUGUAAUUGUUUCUUGAUCCAUACAACUUCAUUUAAAUGUAUUUUAACUGCAGGUGUACAAAGAUGGGCAUGUUUAGUUGGCCUGGGCCAAUAAUAAAACAAUCGAACAAAAAAUUAAAAUGAACUCGAUAACUUUGCCAGCAUUGAUAAAUUGACAUGUCCGAUUGUUUGUGUGUAUUUUUUUAAUUCAUCUGGCAAGAUGUCACUUCAAGAUAUUUUUUGAAGUGCAAUUUUUGUGAACAUAGAUUGAGUCAACUUACAUACCUGCCAACUACUCCGGUUUUCCCGUAAUUAGUACGGUUUUCAUCAACCUAUUCCGGGUUACGGUUGCAGUGAUAAAAAGUACGGUUUUUCAUUAAUUAAAAAAAAAAAUUUAAAAAAAGUUUUAUUCACGAAAUCGCGUAACAACAAUGACAAUCGACACUGCUUCCCGUAACUUCCUAUCGAGCCAUUCCGAAUGCCAUGCGCGAGGCUAUUUAUAGCACCGCUGCCAAGCACGAGGCACCAGUUGCCAUUGUUUCCAAACGAGCGAACGAUCAUGGAAUCAGCCGGAGAAAAAUCGCAAACGAGUCUUAAACCGAAACGAAAACUGCAGUCAUUCCGUGAAGAAUAUUCAUUAUUAUCCGUUCCAAAAAGGGUGAAAACUACGCGAAUUGCACCUUGUGCAGACAAGAUUUUUCGAUCGGACACGGAGGAAUUAGCGAUGUAAAAGACCACGUUGGGACAAAAAAACACAAUUAUAAUGCCGUUGCUAGUGAUACAAGUGGAAAGCUUUCAACGUUUUUCGUCGCCCAAACAGAUUCUUUGGAUGUGAUAAAUGCCGAAGUUUUAUUUACGGAGGCAAUAAUUGAGCAAACAAAAAGGUAAUGACACCAAUGUUAUCUAUUGGAAUUGUUUAGUACCGUUAUACUGUUAAAAGUGUUUAUACUAUUUAUGCUUUCAAGUCCAAGUUGAAGAAAUCUUGUUAAAUGUUGACAGCAUAACUACCAAAAUACAGAAGUAUGUCCUUAAUAUUUUUGCAGUGCUAUUUCUGUUGAAAAGUUCAAAUGAUUACAUUAGAGAUGUGAUGUGCCACUUUUCAAGUGUCUGAUGGCUUAAAUUAAUUUUCAUUAAUUUUGAAUUCUUUUGAAAGGCUUACAAAAAACUACAUUUGAAUUGUAAUUCCAUGCUAUUGACAGGACUAUUAAUUUUAAUGAAGUUAGCUUACCAUGUUUACAGUAUGAUAAUUGUGAUAGAAAUGUGAAUUUUAGGCACAGAAUAUUUUUUACAAUUGAACAAGGCAGUAGAUUAUACAAGCUUGGACAGAAAGUUAAUAAUGACACCAAUUUUUUUUUAAUGGAAUUGUUUAGUACUGUUUUACCAUUUGUUUACUGUAAAAAGUGUUUAUACUGUUUAUACUUUCAAUUAACAAAUUGAAGUCUUGUGAAAGGUUGACAGGAUAACUGGCAUUAACUGUCAAAAUAAUUUCAAACUAUUGAAGUUAGCUUACAGAAUAAACAUGUCAAUCAACCCAUAUGAUUUUUGCUGUAAUAUUUUUGUUUUGAAAAGUCACUGUGACUGAUAGAAAAGUGAUGGUUUUAGCAACAUUUUAACCUGUCUGAAUGCUAAUAAUCAUUUUGCGUCGGGGGGCGAAGCCUGAACCCCCCACCAGGACUUUGUCCUGGACUUACCGAGGCCUGCGGCCCCUGGACCCUGGCUACUAGGUUUUUCUGAUUUCAAAGGUUGGCAGGUAUGCAUUAUGUUAAAUGAAGAGUUUCUGUCUCUGAUAGUUGAUAUAAUGAUGUAACUGCAUCAUUAAGCCUACAUGAACUCCAUGGUGUUCAUGGAUGAAUAGUCUCUCCUAUUGCUAUUGUACCAUUAUUUCAGCUAUAGUUACAUUAAUCAUUAGUAAUGGAGCAGCCUAGUUUUGAAUGGCAGGGUCCCUGCUAUCACAUGUUGAUAAAAAUAUAACAUUUUUGAAAAGUCACUGUGACUGAUAGAAAAGUGAUGGUUUUAGCAACAUUUUAACCUGUCAGAAUGCAAUCAAUCAUUUUGUUGGACCCUGGCUACUAGGUUUUUCUGAUUUCAAAGGUUGGCAGGUAUGCAAUUACAUUGCAAGGUAUAUUAUUGAGAAAUAAAAGUUUAUAGCGUAAUAAUGCAGCCACUUACAUUAUUAUUAUAAAACAUGAUUAUAUUUGUGCUUAAUUUAAUCUCAAAUCAUGCUGACAAUGAUAUUGUUUAUCGGCAAUAAUUUGCGGGACAAUAUAUCGUCCGGUAAAGUUUGUUAUCGGUCCAGGCCUAGUUUUUUUAGAUCUUUUUAUCAGUGCACCUAGGUUUUUGCCAUUCACUGGGGUUGGAUCAUUUAGUUGUACUUGAAAAACAAAGAUCGACUGUAAUAUUAGGUCAAGUUUUGACUGGCAGCUGCUGUUACAAUGGGGAUAGUAGAAGUCGUGAUUCCUCUCAUUACAGUAAAUGCAAUUUGGUUGUGUUCUAUCGAUAAUAUUCAUUUGUUCAUAUACUGUAUAUUUCUGUAUUAUCAUAUUAAUUGUUCCAUUAAUCUGAUAAUGUAACAAUUCAGCGACUUAAUUUUUUGUCAAAUCAACGCUCUUCAUCACAUUGAUGCAUCAAAAAAAAAGCCUUUACUGUUGGAGAAAUUCUUACUAAAAUGUCUUAUUUUAUAUCUACAGUGAACAUAUUUCUCAAUGGUUGCCUUUUAUUCUGUGAAAAUCUGGCAGGAAAUGAGUUUGUUAUGUUGCAAUUACGUUGAAGAAAAGUUGAAGUUGAAGAAGCAGUUGUUCUGCAAAGCUGCUGUAACACAAUGCAUGUGCUUAACUGUCUCUUUGGAAACCCUGUAUUGACCCCAAUAUAAGACCCUGUAUUGACCCCAAUAUAAGACCUACCUUGCUAUGAGUCCUCUAGUUCAGUUAUUCUCAAAUAGUGGGGCGAUGUGUGUGACCCUGGACAACUAUUUAUCAGUGUCAUGUUUCAAAAAGCUGUGCACUACUAAAUGUGCUCAUUAAUCCUAACUUCCUCAUUUUGAUGACAAAAAAAUAAAUCAGCACUAAUUGUUUUAAUCAUUUUUGUUUUGCAAGUUAAAUUGUUUUACAUUUAAAACCAUUUUAGAAGCACUGCUCUAGUUGAAGACUGUUUUGUACCAAAGACAAUCUAAAUAAGAAGAAGUUGUAGAUUGAAAUACAAAUGUCUUAGACACCAUUUUAUUGAUCACUCGUAUCUUAAAAUUACAAACCCCGUUUCCAUAUGAGUUGGGAAA